AACAACGUCAAAACAGUGAAACCUUUUUUUUUUCGUUUUGUGCGCAAGAGCUACCCACUGAAAGUAUUGAUCGACACCAGUCGAAUCCAUAGCAGUAGUAUUUCUACAUCUACACCCACGUAGGCGUAGUUUUGAAAUCCAGUGUCGAAUAGCGUACAUAGGCCUGAGCGCCUUGACUUUUUUUCGCGUAGACACCAGGCAGAGUCCCAUUCCAUUCAUGAUUUUGUGUAAAAACGAAAACACCACAUCCACUACGAGUAGUAUAAGUUUACGUUUUUUGCAAUAGAGAACUACCCACUGACAAAUUGCAAUUCUUCCUCGCGGCCGUGCUUUUCGCCCCCAGCGCCGCAGCCUAGCAUCAUGAACGUUCUGCAGAAUUACAACACGCGGUCGAAUCCCUACCCCGCAACCUCCUCCUCUUCCUCCACCGCAACGCAAAGAAACGUCGCCUUUCCCGAGCCCUUCAUCUGUCCUUUAGGUGGGAGCCUCCUUUGCGAUCCGGUGAUCGCCAUGGACGGCUAUUCGUACGAAAGAAACAACAUUCUCCGCUAUUUCCAACAGGAACGGCAAUACGGUGCUGGUGCAGCAACUUCUUCCUCAUCAACUACCCAGCAGGUGUGUUACCGCAGUCCGAAAACUGGUCAGGAACUCCCGUCAAAUUUUCUGAUCGCCAACCUGAACCUGCGAAAAGCGAUUGACUACUGGCUGGCGACCAAUCACAACAUGUACACCGGGGGAGGUGGGGCUGGGCCCGCGGGGAUGAAUCCGCGCAAUCCACCGCCAAUAAACAACAACUUUGACUUCGCCGCGAUGCCCCCGAACUGUACUCCUGUGCACCUGCAAGAGAUCAACGCUUAUGUGGUUGGUGUGCCGACGGAUGAAGCGGGGGUGGUGUUGGAUGAGUCGAAAAAGUUUUCCGAGCAGGUGCUACUAGGGCAUAUCAUUGACGAAAAACACACGUGGCGGUACGCCUGGGAUACAGUGAAGUCCGGGGCGGGGAAACACAAACUGCAGUUUGAAUGCAACAACUGGGUAUACUUUUUCUUGUUACUAGUACGUGCCAGAUAGUACAUAGAUAGCAGACGAGUUUUCGAAGACUCGGCUCUUUGUUAGGCAAAGAACACUCUACCUGAGCGGCCUGAAGAUGAUGACCAUGACGUCAUCAGAUGAAAAUCUUCUCACCACAGAUCGCCCGUCGCGGAUCUCCUUCCGGCGCAGCAGCAGCAGCCUCUUCCACCACCACCGCCCCCUCCUCUGAAUUUUCCCAAGACCAGCAGUCCCUAGACGGUCUUACCCUGCUCUCCAGCCGGCCGAUCCGCGUUCGUUUCGGGGAGACGAUGGAAUGCCACGUGAAAAUCCUGGAGAUUUCGAAACAGACCACCUGGGGCGGCAUGAAAAUUGGCUUAGUGCCGGAAACCUCCACGUCGUUACUAACCUCCGAAAACUUGUUUCAGGCGAUUGACGACCGCGGGUUUUAUUUCGACGACCAGAGAUGGUUUAAAGUGCCGGACGGGGGCAAUCAAUUGACCAGCUUCAACUCCGCUGCUUUGAAGGAGAACGACGUCUUGUCGCUUUUUCUCACCAACGACGGGAAAACUAUCCAUUUGUUCGUGACGCCCGGAGGAGUUGUAGCAGGGGGCGCAUCAGCAGGACCUGCACAAGGUGCGUACGCGACGCCGAGGCCUCAACAGAUCACGGUGGAAGACGUGAAUAUUCCGCUGUUUUUGGAGAAGCAGUUCUACACGUCGAGUAGCAGUUCGAAUAACCCGCGACUCAGCCCCUCGGCGGGCGGUACCAACUUGUAUCCGUUCGUGAUACUGAGCGGGAACUGCGAGGGCGUGGAAAUUGGGGUCGGGAGACCAAAUGAUCUGGUGCUGCCCGAAGGGUGCGGACUGAACUAUUGACUCAAUCAGUGCAAGAACGCGGUUCAUUCGCAUUCCUGAUGAAAAGUAUAGCAUCUAUUCACAGGAGUGACAGUGAGUGGUGAAAGACAAAACAAAGUGGAAUGCCCCAUUUCGCAGCAGUUUCUAUUUCUUGGCGGUGCCGCGAAU
This is a messenger RNA of Amoebophrya sp. A120, 2051 nucleotides long. The record is from the annotation of a GenBank genome assembly. NCBI's taxonomy places the organism in Eukaryota, Dinophyceae, Syndiniales, Amoebophryaceae.